AUGGCUCGAGAGUUCGAUUCACUCGCUCUCAACGGCCACAACUACCCUAUAUGGGCCAUGGACAUCAAGAUCGCCCUUGCGUCCCGUGGAUUAGAACCUACUGAUGCGGAGAAGAUAGAGAAAACUCUGUCGACUAUGCUCCCAUCUGACAGAAUCCUCCAGCAGCAGUACCGUGCUCGCGACUACCAAGUCUAUUCCGAUCUUAUUCAUAUCUUACUUCAGGCUGAAAAGCAUGAUGAGCUACUCGCUAAGAAUGGCUCUCAGCGUCCGGUUGGUUCUCAACCUCUACCUGAAGUUCAUAUGAAUGUCGCGAACGGACGAAAGUUUGAUGGUGGUUUCAAAGGAAAGCCCUCUAACUUCAAUGGUAAGCGAAAGCGCAACCGGAACAGGAAGCCCAGAAACUCAGACCGUGGGAAAGGCACCGCAAAGUCCAAGUUUGACAAAUCUAAGCUUUGCGACAAGUGUGGAUGCUACACGCACCCCACUGACAAGUGCAAGACCCCAAGGCAUCUGGCCAUUCUGUACCAACAAUCCCAUGGACGCAACGCACCUCGAGGGAAAAGGUUUGAAGCCAACUUCAACCUUCAUCCAGAUGGCACCGAUGGAGCUGGCUGUUCGCAAGACGUUCCCUCGGGACCAAGCAACGCCGUUACUCUCCUUCCAUCAAAGGACCCUGCAGGAACGGAGGACAUGAUGGUUGAGUACACCUCAACCGACGUGUUUGGAGACUUCGACUAG
Lolium perenne is the source of this 738-nucleotide messenger RNA. Lineage: Eukaryota; Viridiplantae; Streptophyta; Magnoliopsida; Poales; Poaceae. The record is from RefSeq and is a predicted model, not a curated record.